Messenger RNA from Penicillium verhagenii, 2472 nucleotides. RefSeq names its product cysteine--tRNA ligase. Bases 1 to 2472 code for a protein of 823 amino acids. Lineage: Eukaryota; Fungi; Ascomycota; Eurotiomycetes; Eurotiales; Aspergillaceae. The record is from RefSeq and is a predicted model, not a curated record. Gene Ontology annotation, cellular component: cytoplasm. Gene Ontology annotation, biological process: cysteinyl-tRNA aminoacylation. Gene Ontology annotation, molecular function: ATP binding; cysteine-tRNA ligase activity. The transcript is spliced from 2 exons.
AUGCCCCUCUUUCCCCGGCCUCUUGUCCUUCCCAAGCGGCAGUUUCGCUUUCUGUCUGUAUCGAUUACUGUUACAUCUCGAUCCAUGUCGUCUCGACAACAGCCGCCAUGGCGGCAACCUGCCUCGCACCCCGAAGCGCAGCAACUCCCAGCUUUGAAAGUCUGGAACUCCUUGACAAAGUCCAAGACUCCCUUUGUUCCGAUUGAUCCUGCUGGCAAGAAGGUCUCCUGGUACGCGUGUGGACCUACCGUUUAUGACGACUCGCAUUUGGGACACGCCCGCAACUAUGUGACCACCGAUAUCAUCCGGCGCAUCAUGCGCGACUACUUCAAGUUCGACGUGCACUUUGUUAUGAACAUUACAGACGUGGACGACAAGAUCAUUCUACGCGCGAGACAACAACACCUCUUCAGCGAAUUCGUUGCAACCAACCCAACUGUUACACCAGAAGUCCUGGAUACCACAAAGAAGGCUUACGUCGCCUACGUGACAAAGAACCUCCCCUUGCUGGCCCCCAGCCUCGCACCCGCAGAAUACCAAAGUGAAGUGGAGAAGAUCUAUAAGACGGUGCUGAGCGGCGGAACUCUCGCCGGCAAUGAGAAAGCGGGUGAUGAUGAAGCCAAGGUUAAAAUGCACAUCAAGACCGUGGCGUCGGCUGCAAAGGUUCUUGCCCAAGCGGAGGCUAGCACCGCUGCUGAUCCCACGUCAUUUGCCGAGUCUUUCUACUCCAGUGCCCAGGACGUCCUUCUCCCCUACCUGGAUGCCUUGAAGGGCGCAUCAAUCGAUGCCAAUGACCAUGGAAUCUUCACAAAGCUCACGCGCAAAUACGAGGACCGGUUUAUGAAUGACAUGCGGGACCUUAAUGUUCUCGAUCCCGACGAGUUGACGCGUGUGACUGAAUAUGGCCCCGAGAUCGCAAACUUUGUCGAGCGUAUUGUGCAGAAUAACUUUGGCUAUGUUACCAAAGAUGGAUCGGUUUAUUUCGAUAUCGACGCUUUUGAGGGUGCAGGACAUGCCUAUGCCCGUCUUGAGCCAUGGAGUCGGUCGGAUAACAAGCUAGCUGCCGAGGGAGAGGGAGCUCUCACUAGCAAGACCACCGAGAAGCGUGGUGCUUCCGACUUUGCUCUAUGGAAGUCUUCCAAGCCUGGUGAGCCAAGCUGGGACAGCUCUUGGGGCAAGGGUCGGCCUGGCUGGCACAUCGAGUGCUCGGCCAUGGCAUCCGCCCGACUUGGCCAGCAGAUGGAUAUCCACUCUGGUGGUAUUGAUCUUGCUUUCCCCCACCACGAUAACGAGCUGGCUCAGAGUGAGGCAUACUUCCACAACCAUGAACAGUGGGUCAACUACUUCCUGCACAUGGGUCACCUGUCCAUCCAGGGCUCUAAGAUGUCCAAGUCCUUGAAGAACUUUACUACUAUCCGGGAAGCACUAGAGCGGGAGACUUGGACUUCAAGAAGCUUGCGAAUUGUGUUCCUACUUGGUGGCUGGAAGGAAGGUGUUGAGAUUACCGAUGACCUUGUCGGUUCGUGCAGCUCUUGGGAGGACAAGGUGAACAACUUCUUCAUCAAGGUGAAGGACCCUGCUGCUCUUCAGGGCUCUGCCUCUGAUAGCACAUUUGGUGCUGACUUGGAAGCAGCCAAGACUGCUGUAGACGGUUUCCUCUGCGAUUCUUUCAACACAAUUGGAGCUAUGAACACAGUUUCUGAGCUCAUCACCAAAUACAACGCUGCUGACAAGGCCACCAUCAACCCGGAUGAUGUGAAGGCUGCGGCCCAGUUUAUCACUCGAUUGGUUAACAUCUUUGGCCUCAAUGGGUCCGCUUCCGCUGACAGCACUGAGAUUGGAUGGUCGGGCAUUGACGUCCCCGAGGAGGCUAAGCCUUUCAUCUUCCCUCUUUCUACCAUGCGUGAUACUCUCCGCCAGGCGGCCCGCUCACAGGAUGGAAUCACUGCCGAGGUGAUUGAACAGGCUACCAAGGAGUCGGCAUCCGAAAAGGUUUCUGACUCCUCAAAGCCUUACGCCGAAGUGCUCUCUAAUUUCCGUGCCACUGCCUCUGCUCUGCAGUCCUCCGAAAACGCUGGGAAAGACAUCUUGGCUCUCUGUGAUCGUGUCCGAGACAUCGACCUCUUCGAUCUCGGCCUGUACCUCGAGGAUCGCGAUAACCUCCCGGCCCUCAUCCGCCCCGUCACCCGGGAAAUGAUCCAGGCCCGCGAGGAGAAGGCUGCACGCGCUCUCCAAAAGAUCCAAGCCCAGAAGGCUAAGGAAGAGGAGGCUCGCAAGAAGUUGGAGAAGGGCAAACUCAGCCACCUAGAGAUGUUCCGUACCAACGAGUAUAGUGCCUGGGAUGACGAGGGUAUCCCCACUCGUGACACCGCUGGAGAAGAGAUCACCAAGAGUCGGGCGAAGAAGCUUCGCAAGGACUGGGAGCGACAAAAGAAGGCUCACGAGGCGUGGUUGGCUAGCCAAGCCAAAUAG